Liolophura sinensis is the source of this 1911-nucleotide messenger RNA. RefSeq lists its product as uncharacterized. The transcript has a single exon. Gene Ontology annotation, biological process: neuropeptide signaling pathway. Bases 1 to 1209 code for a protein of 402 amino acids. The record is from RefSeq and is a predicted model, not a curated record. NCBI's taxonomy places the organism in Eukaryota, Metazoa, Mollusca, Polyplacophora, Chitonida, Chitonidae. Gene Ontology annotation, molecular function: G protein-coupled peptide receptor activity. Gene Ontology annotation, cellular component: plasma membrane.
AUGGAUGCUUUGAUGGCAAUGUUGGCCGUUUUUGCCGCAGUGGGAACGUUCGGAAAUGCUCUAACGCUCUACGUCUUCUCAAAAAUGCUGAAUUCUAAACAACAUUUAACUUCGACAAUUUUCAUUUUGACAUUAGCUGGGACCGACUUCAUCACCAGUGGCUUGAUCAUCCCUUACACGAUGUACAUGGAAUCCACCGGUCAUCGUGUCAAGCACGACUUCAUCUGCAAAUGUUAUCACUUCUUAGCCACAACCACGGUUCCAUAUUCAGCCUUCAUUAUGGUAGCCAUUGCUGUGGACCGCUACAUAUGCAUCUGUCAUCCGUUUUCCCAGGCGAUGACAACGUUCAGGGCCAAAGUUGUCAUCAUUUCCCUGGCUUGUUUUGCUGGUGGUAUGGGAAUCAUCACGUCUCUUUGUUAUAGCCUUAAGCCGAGCACAGCAAAAGUCCCCUUUGAACACAACAUCUCUUCGCCAAUUUCUGUCUCAAAAUUCGUAGAGCUUCAAAACUCUUCAUCUUUACAGUCGUCCUCGCUAAGGCCUGUGGUUAACGCUGCUGUGGUACUGGAAAGGGCUUACAUUGGCUCUGGGGAGAACAGGAGCGUCAGCUAUGACACGAAGUUUCCAUCCACCAAUAUCACGGGCGACGAUCUAGUGGCACCGCUCUGUGACAGAAGCGACUACAUUCUGGAUAUAGGAUUUCAGAAAGCUUUCCAGUGGUUCAGUUCGUCCCUAUUCCUCUUCGUGCUCGUUGUCGUUUCUAUAUUGUACUCUUUAAUCUACCGUAGAGUUUUACAGCGAAGGAAGGCUCACCCUCAUAUCUUCUCUAGUUAUUGGUGUUUCUGCGUACCCAAGCCAGGUAUAGACCGCAGUCAAGGGACGGUCAAUGAAAACGGCUUUGAUGAUAGCAAUUUGAAUGAAAGGCGAUCUCUUCGCUCGCCUUCAGUUCGAAGCCCCAAUGCCAGGGCGGACAAAGUGUUUUUUGCCAACCUAAAAAUCGCCGUGACUUUGUUCGUCGUGACCGUCGUGUUUGUGGCGGCUUACCUUCCCGCCUGGCUCAUGGCCCUGAAAGUCGUUCACGAAAAUAUCAUCGUGUUUUAUAUGUACUUCACACACAAUGUUGUGAAUCCUUUGGUGUAUGCUUUCAUGAAUCAGAAGUUUAGACAACACUUGGCAGAAAUUGGUAACUGCCCCAAACAGCGGGAUUCAUAGAAGCUCAUUUACAUAAGUGGAACAGAGUGUGAAAUGUUGUCUACGGAGUGGAUAGUUUCAUCGGAGUUUCUAACAAUAGAUCAUCAUAACGGUAAACUGCCGAAAACGCCGAAAAUAGAUCAUCAUAACGGUAAACUGCCGAAAACGUCGAAAAUGGCAUAAUACAGGCCCAUACGUUGGAAGACCCACAUACCCGUCUUGUUGUGUCAGAACGUGCCUUUGGUCUCAUUACAGGCUACUUAUCCGACUUUGAGGCCAAACGGGAGUAUGUGUCAGGAAAAACUCAGUUAAGUAUUUCUACCUUAUAAUGUACAAAGCCGGACGUCAUACACGCUAUAGCAGCUAUAUGUAUAUAUCACAUAAUGCAUUUAUACCUGUUGAGUUGUCGUCUUGUAUAUUUGUGGAUGUUUAUUUGAAAAAUCUACCCUCGAGUCCCGCUUUCACGGAAAAGUAUGACAGAAAACAUUGUGAUUUUGUUCUCCGAAGUUUUACAGCGGCUAAUCAUAGACUUUUGCAUCAAAAUGUUUAGGUCAAAGUACUGAUCUAAGGCUGCUCCUUUACUCCUGAACAGACACGUAAAUGUGUUUACCUUGUAUAUGGUUAUUUGAUAACGGAACAGUUUCUGCACGAAUUAUUUGUUGGUUGCUUUAUGUAGAGGUCAUAAAAUAUCGACGGCUAACCCCGAACACCUACAGCAAAACU